Molecule: messenger RNA, 2013 nt
Organism: Arthroderma uncinatum
Lineage: Eukaryota; Fungi; Ascomycota; Eurotiomycetes; Onygenales; Arthrodermataceae
Exons: 1
Coding region: 1-2013 (670 amino acids)
Source: RefSeq, a predicted model, not a curated record
AUGGCUACCCAGGACCACCAGAAUGAAUCAGGCGGUAGCGAUUUUGCGCGGGCCCUUGCUGGGCUGUUAACAGCUCAGAACUCAUGUCCGGUGCAUGAGGAAUGUGAUAGCACCUGUCCUAGACGUAUCGGUAUCCGUCGAUAUCGAGAAAUGCCCGAUGGUGAGAGGCGAGAUGAAGUGGACAUGAGAGCGCAGUUAGCAGCGAUGAGUCUCGUUACAGGGACUCUUGAACGAACAGAGCCGCUAGCAAUUGGUGACGAUGUGCCUCAUUUUAUAUACUCGCCUCUCGCACGACCAAAUAGUAUGAUCCGGCUGUUAAAGAUUAAACGGGGCAUCUUUAGGGCUGACCCUGUUGACUGUGAAAUGAUCCAUUUCGAUAUCAGUAGCGCCCCCGCCUAUGGAGCCCUCUCAUACUGCUGGGGAGAGCCUCCAGAAGAUCGCAAGGUUUUGUGUAAUGGCAAGGUAUUCUACAGCCGGGCUAGUCUUGAGCGCGCACUGAAGCGACUUCGUGCUGGGUUCAGACCCGGCCAAAGAGAGGAGUAUAUCUGGGCGGAUGCUCUCUGUAUCAACCAGCGGGACCUCGCCGAGAAAGACUGCCAGAUUCGUCUUAUGGAGCUCAUCUACUCGAGUGCAGCCACUGUUUAUAUAGACCUUGGAGACACGGAAGGUUCUGAGAUCUCACUCGGCGGCAUGACGCUUCGGUUUGGCGGAGCUGGAGGGAUGGGCGCGCAGGACAUACUGACUGAAUCAGACCACCAGGAUCACCCUUUUCAUUACAAGACGGCCUUCCAGGCCCUUGCCCAGCCGUGGUUUACUAGGACAUGGACCAUCCAAGAGGCUGUCCUGGCUCGACGGGCCAAAUACAUAUUCCAGGGCAACGUCUUUACCCAGGAGCACCUGGAUAGCAUCCUUAGCGUAGAUUCCAUGCGAGCAAACCCAACCCGUCUCCGUGAAUUAAUGGAAAACAACGUUGGGGCACGAGGAUUUUUGAACUACUCCAAGCUACAGAAGAUUAGGAAUUACGACGGGAAGAUGGACUCAUUGGAGUUGAUCCAGCUUACGCGAGACUUUGCAGCAACCUAUCCAGAAGACAAGAUCUUUGGGUUAUUUGCACUGAUGAGUGAUGCGGAUCGCGAAGCAAUCGGGCCUUAUACUCGAUCCGUAGAGCAAGUCUUCCGACGUUUUGCCGCUUUGCAAGUUCGUCGAGGCCGAACCAUCACGAUGCUCAAUAGUGCAGGCCUCCAGAGACGACGCCUUCAGGGAGUUAAUCUCCCUUCUUGGGUACCGGACUGGACAGCACAGGGCAUGUCACCGAAAGAUAUCUCCACUCUCCGACCAGUGCCAUACUCGGCAUCGGGGGCUGCACAGGCGAAUGUUCAGCUCAUUGGCGAUGCAACAGGAGCAGGAGGGCUCAGCAUUCGCGGCCUCCUCAUAGGCACCAUCGACGCCGUAGCACAUGUGCAUAGCGCACCUCGAACACCCCAAGGCGGCCCUGACUUUCUAGUCUUCCACGACAAGUUCCGUGCUUCCUUCGAUGAACUUGUCCGUCAGAGUAGGUCCAUAUAUAUCAAUAACGAUGAGGCGUUUGCUCGCCUCCUGCUGAUGGAUGAUAUGUAUACGGGCCGCAACGCUAUCCAGUAUAGCAGUCCCAUCGUUGAUCCUGCAGCGACGUACAGGGAAGCGCUGGCUGCAUGGAGAGAAGGGAAAGCAGACUAUCAGCGUGCAAUGGGAGGCGGUAAAAUGACUGCCGUACAAACAUAUCAGAUGCAGGCGAGCACAGCGGCUAUUGGCCGCGGUUUUGCAACCACAAGGGCUGGAUAUAUUGGAUUGGUGCCGCCUUACGCACAAGUUGGGGAUUUAGUAGUGGUGCUUUUUGGUGCUGCAGUCCCGUAUAUAGUGCGCAGGGUGCAGAAUGGAUAUUUGCUCAUUGGCGAUGCGUUCGUCCACGGUUUUAUGUAUGGUGAGGCUUUGGGGAGGCAGGAAUUCCAACCGGUGGAUAUCGUGCUUGUUUGA